AAAGACAUGCAUAUGCAUGUGCAGUGGCUGUUUCCCAAUAUGUGUACACACCCAUGUCAAAAAGGAAGGUUAAGCAUACUUUCUGUUUCAGCUCACACAAGGAGGUUAGAAGAGAAAAGCCAUGGCUGGUGAGUCUUUCACUGUUCCAAGAACAGGUCCCUGGGAAGAAAGAGUUUUGGAAGGGGCUGACUCUUCUGGAAGCCAUAAUUAGUAUCUGUGGAAGUUUAGACAAGAUCCUGAAGGAGAAGAGAAAGCUGUUUAUCCAUUCAGUGGGUGAAGGUACAAUAAAUGGCUUACUGGAUGAAUUAUUAGAGAAAAUGGUGCUGAACGAGGAAGAGAUGGAGAAAGUAAAACGUGAAAAUGCUACAGUUAUGGAUAAGGCCCGAGCUUUGUUUGACUCUGUUAUUCGGAAAGGGGCUCGGGCAUGCCAAGUUUGCAUCACAUACAUUUGCGAAGAAGAUUGUCACCUGGCAGAGAAGCUGGGACUCUCAGCAGGUCAAACAUCUGGACAUCACCUUAGUAUGCAAGAUUCUUCAGAAGUACUUCCUUCUUUCCCAGGUAAUGCUGUUUAAAGCAAGAGCAUUCUUUGACCCUCCAUCUUCCUUGACACUAAUUUUGUAGGAUGAACCAUGGGUAAAUGGGCUAUGGAGAAUUUUCAUGGAUUGAUUGUAUAAUUUUCUUUUCAUCAUCUAUUCUGCUUUUGCAGAAACUGUCCCACAGCUUCACUAUCCAUGUUUAUAUUAAAAAUUCUGAAUUUGUGUCUCAAAUCCUAAUUACCCAAAUAAGUACCAAAUUUAUUAUUUAAGCCUACUGAAAUAUUCCUUCACAGCUCCCAGAGACACCCUUAUCUAAACAAUUUCAGAGCUGAGUAUGCCAUUCUUCCCCACCCUGAUUCUCUUCCGUUUUUGUGUAACUUGGGUAUUGGUGCUACCACCACCAGUUGUUCAAACCAGGAACUUGAAACUCAUAUGGAACACUUUCUUCUCAUGUACCUUCAAUAUUCAAGCCAUGGCCAAGUUUUAUGCAGGCUUUUCUCAAAUUUGGAACCAUGUCUCCAUUUUUACUUCUAUUAUUUUAUUAAAGAACAUUUAUUCCUAUAGUGCCCUAUUAAAAUAAAAUCAACUUCUAUCUGAAAGCAAUUUAGAGGGUAGGAAUGCAAAUUAUUUAUCAGUUUCAGAUAUUUACUGAAUUUAUAAAGGUUGGUUAUCUCAUGAAUAUUUUCUUAAAUGUUUCACAGCAUGGGAUAUUCAACAUAUAAACAAAUACUGUAUUCUUUACUAUGGAAAAAUAGCUUAAAAAUCACCUAAAUACUUCUACAUAUUUUUUCUAUUGUUUUCACACUUCUUUAUGAAGGAACCAAACAUUUCAUCCACCAAAUGAUUAUUGUAUAAUUUUCUCCAAUAUAGCUAUUCUAAUUAGUUCUUUUCCACAUCAGCGUAUUUCAUGCUGCCUUUGUUUAUCUAACUGACUGUGUAACAGUUUUUCAAAUUUGUUCUUAAAGUUAAAUUUUUUUUCCUUAAUAGUUUCUAAAAGAUCCUCCACAUAUCUAGAAAACUUAUUUCUAUUUUGAAACAAAGAUUACAUUAAUUUCUUUAACAAAUACAUCACAUUGUCAGAUUGUGUUGAACCUGUGAUAAAAUAAAAGCCUCAAGGAUUUUCUCUCAUAAACUCUGUUAAAACAUUUCCUCAUAUGUGUGUGUGCAAUCAAUGUUUAGUGCUAUGAAUCCAUCUAGUGUGCACCUUGAUUUUAGUAUUCAUCUAUUUUAUAUUCAUUCUAUUUUAUAUAUUCAAUAUUCUUAUCAUUACAUAUG
This is a messenger RNA of Sapajus apella (tufted capuchin), 1811 nucleotides long. It is a transcript of the gene CASP1, whose product is annotated as caspase 1. Bases 54 to 572 code for a protein of 172 amino acids. Gene Ontology annotation, cellular component: protein-containing complex. The record is from RefSeq and is a predicted model, not a curated record. Gene Ontology annotation, molecular function: caspase binding; cysteine-type endopeptidase activity. Lineage: Eukaryota; Metazoa; Chordata; Mammalia; Primates; Cebidae. Gene Ontology annotation, biological process: proteolysis; regulation of apoptotic process. The transcript is spliced from 3 exons.